GAAACCGUGCGGGGGGCGUGUCUUUUAACAGCGCUGUGUUCCGUGUGGAAAGUUUACCGGCUCGGGUGCAAAGUUUCAGCCGUCUGCAAACCAGAGCUCGUCGGCAAACAAAUCUGGAAUAUGCUGGUGCCAACCGCGGUGUAUUUAUAGGGGUUACUAGUGUCGUAUUUCGGAUUAAUCGUCUUCUGAUAAAUCCGAGUGAUGUUGCCGUCGCUAGAUAUGAGUAGUGAGUGAAGACGCGGUGACCAUUGCCUCGUAUUGUCUCAGCUAGCUAGUCGUUAGCUUGGAGCUAACCGCGGUGAGACGUUAUUUAACGUUAACGUGAAACUUGAAUCGACGGAAGGACUGUGAGGAAAAGGUUGGGAAAAUGGCUUGUGAACCUAAUCGUGUCCGGCUGCUCUGCAUGCUCUCGUUGACUUUUGGGUUUUUCAUUGUGGAGGUGGUGGUCAGCCGGUUGACCGCGUCUCUCUCGAUGCUGUCCGACUCUUUCCACAUGCUGUCGGACGUCAUCGCGCUGGUGGUCGCUCUGGUCGCGGUGCGAUUCGCGGAGAAAACUCACGCUACUAACAAAAACACCUUCGGGUGGAUCCGGGCGGAGGUGAUGGGGGCUCUGGUGAACGCUGUCUUCCUGGCGGCUCUCUGUUUCACCAUCGUCUUAGAGGCGAUCGAGCGCUUCACCGAGGCCCAUGAGAUCGAGAGCCCGGAGAUGGUUGCCGGGGUCGGCGCCGUGGGGCUCCUUGUGAACCUGCUCGGGCUCUGCUUGUUUCACGGGCACGCCGGCGGAGGACACGGACACUCACACGGAGGGCACUCCCACGGGAGUAAGAACAAGAGGGGUAAAGCCGGCAAGUCUCUGAAGGCUGGGAACGGGACGUCAGGAGAAGAGACCAACAACUUGGUGGGGAAUCACAAUAGCCCUGGUGAUGUGAAACCGAGAAAUGAAAUCAGCCGUAAAGACAGCACAGAGGUGCAGAUGAACGGCAACACGCAAUAUGAGGAGAUGGACCAUGACCACAGCUCGUCAUCACAGCUCAACAUGCGCGGUGUCUUCCUCCAUGUGUUGGGCGACGCCCUGGGCUCUGUUAUCGUGGUGGUCAACGCUAUAAUAUUCAUCUUUGUGUGGAAGCCCUGCAAAGCCGGUGAGAUAUGCGUCAACCCGUGCAUCAACAGUCACACCACAGACCACCAUCAUGUCAAUCACACACUGGUGGACCUGCUUGAAGGCCCCACCGUGCCAAGCAUGAAGGUGGCUGGUCCCUGCUGGGUUCUCUACCUGGAUCCCACGCUCUGCAUCAUCAUGGUGGGCAUCCUGCUGUACACCACCUACCCGUUGCUAAAGGAGUCGGCCCUCAUCCUGCUUCAGACCGUGCCCAAGCAGAUCAACAUGCACCGGCUCAACGAGCGUCUGCUCAGUCUGGAGGGCGUCCUGGCAAUCCACGAGCUGCACAUCUGGCAGCUGGCCGGCAGCCGCAUCAUCGCAACGGCACACAUCAAGUGCCACGACCCCACGUCUUACAUGGAGGUGGCCAAACGCAUCAAGGACUUCUUUCACGAUGAGGGCAUCCACGCCACCACCAUCCAGCCCGAGUUUGUCACAUUCAGCUCGGAGUCUCGAGACUCUCUCUGUGAGCUCUCCUGUCGGACUCAGUGUGCUCCCAAGCUGUGCUGCGGCUCUGCAGACAAACAGAACACGGACAAGAAAGCUAGCAGUGACAGCAAGGCGACUGCUGCUUCAGCCCUGGAGGUGGUCAGUGAGACCACAGAGCAGGCCGCAGCUGCUCUGGUGCGCCCUCGGUCAGGGGCCGAGGUGACCAUCACCAGAGAGGUGGAGUCGUCUCUGUGAGAUGGAAGAGAAAGAGAGAAACAGAGGAGAAGCUGGAAAACCACCACAUCAAGCAAAAACAAUCAUUAUCAUUUGCAGGACGCAGGAAUCUUUUUGACCUGUGGAUAAGGAAAAAAAAAAAUUCCUUAGUCCUUUUUUAUUCUUUUUUUUUUGCCCCCUUUAUGGCUGCAAAAUCCUUUCAAAACAUACUGUGUUCAUGCAUUUUUCAGUUUCUCAGUUUCUUUCAUCCCUCUCUUCUCUCCAUAUAUAUCUCCAGUAGUUGGAAUAUAUAUAUAUAUAUAAAUAUAAUGUAUAUAUUCCAACCACUGCUGUCUCCCACCCACCCUCUCCUCUGCUGCUCAGCCCCUCUUUUGUCUGUUGCCCUGACAGUGUGGUAGCAAUGCAUGUUGGGGUUCACUGACCUAUCUCCUCCUGGACUGGAGCGAGGCCUGCAUGAGUGUCCCUCAUUAGCACCGCGUUGUGAUGUGUCAUCUCGUCCCAUGGUGUUUCUGUGCCAAAGCGUCUCACUACAGGACUGGAGGGAUCGGAGAGACCUCCCUCUCCUCCAGAAGGACACACACAACACAUGCAAGUCGGAGCACACAUCACUAGGUUAUUUUGUUCGGCCUAUGGACUUGUUGGCAAAGAGUCUACUUUUUGUUUCUUGUGUAGGCUUUGAGCAAAUCUAUUUUCUUAACCUCUGGCCCCAAAUGGAAGAGUAUUAUAUUGCAUAAUAAUUUAAGUAUUUAAGUUAUUAGAAAUGAUCUAUUUCUCUCUGUAGAUGCUGUUUGUAAUAUUUAGUUUGGGUGAUAGAAACUUUUUUGCAAUUUUCUGUCUUGAAUUUUUUUUUUUUCUUGGACAAACCAUCUAUGCUGUAGUCAGUUUUUCAAAUGUGAUAUUUUAUAAUUUUGUUUCUCAAACUUUCUCUGGCCUUGACUCGGUUUUAAUUGCAGUCAUUAGUUGGAUACAGAAGCCGUAUCAACAUCUCUCUCACCUUGCCUUUUAAAUAAAAAAAACUGCUGUGGUAUGGCACUAAGUAUAGAAGAAAUAAUGUAACUGAACUUGCAAUGGCAUGGUAUGUAAUUACUUGUUCAUUCAAGAUCUGAUGCAUUGCAAGCCAGAGGGGGUUGGGUCUGUUGCUAAGAAACGAGCACUGUAUACCAAUAGUCAAACACUAUUCUCUGUGUGAAUCUGUACUGGAAAGCUUUCUGAUGACGGCUUGAUGAUUUAUCAGUUUUUAAAAAUCCUCAUGAAUGUGUUCGGCACCUUGUCACAAUCCAUGCUGAGGGACUUUUUUGUAAUUUUAGGAUGUUCUACUGUGUUUGCAUGACAAAACUGAGACCUGGUGCUCGACGUUGAAGAGCUCCACUAAGAGCUCCAGUUGCUGCUUACCAGAACCUACUGGUAUCCUCCAACUAUUCGAAUUACUGUGUAUGGAAUGACUCAUCAUGUAGCUCGCCUCUCCUCUGCUUUGGACAGCUGAGCAGACUGUUUGCUGAAUUGAAGUCCAUACAGUGGCCUUUGAAAUUGUUUGAAAUUUCCCUCAUCAUUUAAACAGUGAGCCAUCGAUGCGUCUCAGAUCUCCACUCCCGAUUUUAAUGUGUAUGCAAUGUAGAAAUAUGUGCUGGGAAAUGUAUUUUGACGCAUUCCUUCAUUUGUAAUGUUUGGUCACUUUUAUUUUGUGUCUUCUCAGACUUGAGCUGUAUGUGAUAAUUGAAAACAUAAGUGUUGUUUUUUUAUUUUAGAUAUAACAUGUCAGCUGAUGUGUUUCUUGAGAUAUAUAUAUGUAUAUAUAUAUCUCAUUAGUAUCUGUCCAAUGUGUCAUUGUGAAAUAAAAUAUAUGGCUGUUUGGUACAGUUGAUGAGCCCAA
Molecule: messenger RNA, 3692 nt
Organism: Thunnus maccoyii (southern bluefin tuna)
Lineage: Eukaryota; Metazoa; Chordata; Actinopteri; Scombriformes; Scombridae
Gene: slc30a1a
Product: solute carrier family 30 member 1a
Exons: 2
Coding region: 368-1843 (491 amino acids)
Biological process (GO): intracellular zinc ion homeostasis; detoxification of zinc ion; zinc ion transmembrane transport
Cellular component (GO): membrane; Golgi apparatus; endoplasmic reticulum
Molecular function (GO): zinc ion transmembrane transporter activity; calcium channel inhibitor activity
Source: RefSeq, a predicted model, not a curated record